Messenger RNA from Erigeron canadensis, 900 nucleotides. RefSeq lists its product as uncharacterized. The transcript has 3 exons. Bases 1 to 900 code for a protein of 299 amino acids. The record is from RefSeq and is a predicted model, not a curated record. NCBI's taxonomy places the organism in Eukaryota, Viridiplantae, Streptophyta, Magnoliopsida, Asterales, Asteraceae.
AUGAACCCUUUCUUCAACAAUCCUUUAUUUCUUGACAAUCACGGCCCAACACCUCCAAAUUUCCAAUCAGACUCGAGUUCAUCUGACGAGACGGAACGGUAUAUUAAUCUAUUCACAAUGGCGCAUUAUGCGAUUCAACAAGAUUUCCGUGAUACUGCCUCCUCUUCAAGAACGUAUACAAGACGCGGUGAUCGUGAUGAGUCUCACAACCGUCUUUUUCGAGAUUAUUUUGCCGAGGAACCGAAAUUUAAUGAGACUUUUUUUAGACAACGGUUUCGUAUGAGUAGACGGUUGUUUGUGAAGAUAGCUUCAGAUUUGGAAAACAAUUUUAGUUUUUUUCAAAGGAAGAUCGACGCUCGUGGUAAAUCUCGACAGAGAUACACAUCUGCAGUUCGCCAGUUAGGAUACGGUAGUAAUCCCGACAGUUUAGAUGAUUACCUAAAUAUGUCGGAAAGAUCGUCACGUGACACCCUUAAUGCUUUUUGUGAUGGAGUCAUUAAGUUGUAUCGGCAUGAAUAUUUGCGUAGGCCAACGCGUACUGAUACGCAACGCAUUCUUGAUCAUCAUGCAUCUUAUCAUGGUUUUCUCGGCAUGUUAGGGAGUCUUGAUUGUACACACUGGGCUUGGGAUAAUUGUCCAGUAGCUUGGCGUGGCCAGUACACGCGAGGUGAUCAUCACGGGCCGACGAUAUCGCUUGAAGCAGUUGCAUCACAGGAUUACAGCACAACACCGUUGGUUCCUUUCACUGUAAAUGGAACCGAAUAUCAGUACCCGUAUUUUCUCGUGGAUGGGAUCUACCCAAGAUAUGCGAUGUUUGUGAAAACGAUUUCCCAUCCAACCGGUGAGAAAAGGAUUCAAUAUGCUAAGGCACAGGAGGCUGCAAGGAAGGAUGUGGAGUGA